Messenger RNA from Neogale vison (American mink), 4110 nucleotides. Its product is annotated as protocadherin beta-18-like. The record is from RefSeq and is a predicted model, not a curated record. Gene Ontology annotation, molecular function: calcium ion binding. The coding region runs from base 274 to 2661 and encodes 795 amino acids. Gene Ontology annotation, cellular component: plasma membrane. NCBI's taxonomy places the organism in Eukaryota, Metazoa, Chordata, Mammalia, Carnivora, Mustelidae. Gene Ontology annotation, biological process: homophilic cell-cell adhesion. The transcript has a single exon.
UGGUGGCGCUGCAGGAUAAGAUGGGGACUUUUUCGUACCAUCCAAUGCUCUGGUCUCCAUUAAUCAGUGUAACUGAGAGCACAGGAGAAGCAGGAAGGGGAAAAGAGGCUUUCAAGAGAAAGCUAGGGAGCCAACAACACCCCGUAAUCCGUGACAGGAUUGCAAGACUAAAGAUUCCCAGUGGUCCAGCCUAAUAGAUGAGAGGCGCAAUUUAGGAGCUGUUUGGCUACUGAGUUGAAACAUUUCUGCAGAAACACAUUUGGCUAAGGAACCAUGGAACCAGGAGAGAGGCACCCUCGGCAGAUAAGGCAAGUGCUGCUUUUCUUUGUUUUCCUGGGAGGGUCUUUGGUGUGUUCAGAGCCCUGGCACUAUUCUGUGGCAGAGGAAAUGGAGAUCGGCUCCGUUAUAGCCAAUGUGGUGAAAGAAAUAGGUUUGGCUGUGGAAGACUUGGUUGCACGGGGGGCUAGAGUCAUCUUUGACGACUAUAAACCGUAUUUACAGUUGGAUCCACAGACUGGCAACUUGCUCUUAAAUGAGGAACUGGACCGGGAGGCACUUUGCCAUUUCACAGAGCCAUGUAUAUUGCAUUUCCAGGUAUUAUUUGAAAAUCCUUUACAAUUUUUUCAGGCUGAACUUUGGGUUAAAGACAUAAAUGAUCAUACCCCUGCUUUCCUAGACAAGCAAAUAAUUCUGAAAAUCUCAGAAGCUACUGCUCCAGGAACCUCAUUCCAAAUGGACAGUGCUCAGGACUUGGAUGUAGGAAAGAAUGGUGUCCAAAACUACACAUUAAGUCCCAAUCCUUAUUUCCACCUUGAAUUACAAGACAGUGAUGAUGGCAGAAAAUUCCCAGAGCUGUUACUGGACCAAUCUCUGGAUCGGGAAAAGGAGCCCGAGUUUAGAUUAACGCUAACAGCCUUAGAUGGUGGAUCUCCGCCCAGGUCUGGAACUACACUGGUUCGUGUUUUGGUUUUAGAUAUCAAUGACAAUGCUCCAGAGUUCGAAAGGCCUGUCUAUGAGGUUCAGGUACUAGAAAACAGCCCUGUGGACUCCUUGGUCGUCAGGGUGUCUGCUACAGAUUUGGAUGCGGGAAUAUAUGGACAAUUAUCCUACUCAUUUUCUCACGUCUCCACAGACAUUCGGAAAACAUUUGAAAUCCAUCCAGUUUCUGGUGAAAUCUAUUUAAAAGCGCUUCUGGAUUUCGAGUUAAUUCAGUCAUAUACAAUAAAUAUCCAGGCCAUUGAUGGGGGUAGCCUUUCCGGAAAAUCAGCAAUUUUAGUUCGGGUUGUGGAUGUGAACGACAACGCACCAGAAAUAGUCAUGACAUCUCUGACUAGCCCCAUACCUGAAAAUUCGUCACCUGAAAUGGUGGUCGCUGUUUUUAGUGUACGAGACCUAGAUGCUGGGGACAACGGGAGGAUGGUGUGCUCCAUUCAGGAUGACCUUCCUUUUUUCUUGAAGCCUACUUUUAAGAAUUUCUACACCCUGGUAACAGAGAGCCCCCUCGAUAGAGAGAGCCAGGCCGAGUACAACAUCACCAUCACCGUCACCGACCUGGGGACCCCCAGGCUGAAAACCCAGCACAACCUCACGGUGACCGUGUCCGACGUCAACGACAACGCCCCGACCUUCAGCCAGACGACCUACACCCUGCGCGUCCGCGAGAACAACAGCCCCGCCCUGCACAUCGGCAGCGUGAGCGCCACCGACAGAGACUCGGGCGCCAACGCCCAGGUCACCUACUCGCUGCUGCCGCCCCACGACCCGCAGCUGCCGCUGGGCUCGCUGGUGUCCAUCAACGCGGACAACGGGCAGCUGUUCGCGCUCAGGUCGCUGGAUUUCGAGGCGCUGCAGGCGUUCGAGUUCCGCGUGGGCGCGGCCGACCGCGGCUCGCCGGCGCUCAGCAGCCAGGCGCUGGUGCGCGUGCUGGUGGCGGACGCCAACGACAACGCGCCGUUCGUGCUGUACCCGCUGCAGAACGGCUCGGCGCCCUGCACCGAGCUGGUGCCGCGGGCGGCCGAGGCGGGCUACCUGGUGGCCAAGGUGGUGGCGGUGGACGGCGACUCGGGCCAGAACGCCUGGCUGUCGUACCAGCUGCUCAAGGCCACGGAGCCCGGGCUGUUCGGCGUGUGGGCGCACAACGGCGAGGUGCGCACGGCGCGGCCGCUGAGCGAGCGCGACGCCGUCAAGCACAGGCUGCUGGUGCUGGUCCGGGACCACGGCGAGCCGCCGCUGUCGGCCAGCGUCACGCUGCACGUGCUGCUGGUGGACGGCUUCUCGCAGCCCUACCUGCCGCUGCCGGACGCGGCGGCGGCCGAGGCCCGCGCCGACCCGCUCACCGUCUACCUGGUGGUGGCCUUGGCGUCCGUGUCGUCGCUCUUCCUGUUCUCGGUGCUGGUGUUCGUGGCGGUGCGGCUGUGCAGGAGGAGGCGGGCGGCGUCGGGGGGCGGCUGCUCGGUGCCCGAGGGUCCGUUUCCGGGCCACCUGGUGGACGUCAGCGGCGCGGGGACCCUGUCCCACAGCUACCAGUAUGACGUGUGUCUGACGGGAGGAUCUGGGACCACUGAGUUCAAGUUCCUUAAACCAGCUCUCCCCAACCUCCCUCCCCCGGAUCUUAGAACGGACGAAAGCCACACUUUCCUGAAAGGUUUUGAGUUCAUUUAGGAAUUUGAUUAUUGUGCAGAACUUUUAUAAUGAGUGCUAUUUCUUUGUAAAAUGUAUUCAUUGUAAUGUAAAAUUCUUUGUUUUGGGUAACUUCAUUUUACUUAAGAGUUUUCAGACGUUUUAGUGAUUUGUCUGUUUUCUGCUCUUUUUCAUCUUAAUUGUCGAAAAUACUAAGGAAGCUAGUAUUUACUUGGUCUUCCAAAAUGCAACCUCAAAAAUUUAUUCAAAUAUAUAGCAUUUCCCCUUCAAGAUUAAUGUAACUCUGGGCUCAGCCAUAUUCUUUGGCUGUUCUGAGCUCUAGAUCCUCUCACUGAAAUCUGUGUUUGAUAGAGGAAAACGCAUGGUAUAAAUAAAAACCAUCCAUGGCUUCUAAGAUGUUUAGUUUUUUUUAAAAAAGCAUAAUCUUUCCGUUCUACCUUUCUGCCAAAUAUUUCAGAGUAAUUUUUCUGCACUUAGGUAUUUUUCUUUGUAAACAUCUUGAGUUUAUAGAUGUUAUAUUAAAAUAGAUGUUAUAUUAAAAUAAAUUUUAGAUGUAGAUGUUACAGAUGUUAUAUUAAAAUAAAUUUUAAUCUGGUAGAUGUUAUAUUAAAAUAAAUUUUAAUCUUGUUUGGAUUAAGAUAUCUAUCCAGACCACUCUUCUUGUCUGAGAACUUCCUGGGACUUCCGGAGGGAGUCAUAACUAAUGAGCUGUUUGUUAUACUUUUUUUUACCUCUCUUGGUCAUUUUUUAUUGGUCCAGUUACAGUCUCCUAAUUAAAGUAGGAACAGUCACAUUCUCCAAGUCCCUGAGUUUGUAAUUAUGAUGUAUUUCAUCUAUUGUUUUUCUUGAUUUCUAGUAACUAGGAAAUAUUAAGUAUGGGCUGAGGUAGUAUACUUGCAUAGGUUGGCAGAACAGAAUGGCAUGUAGAGAGGGAGGAAGGAAAGGAGGAUUGGAAGGAAAGUGAGAAGGAAUAAGGGAGUGGUAGAAGCAGAAGCCCAAGAAACAGAAGAGACUAAGAAUUGCUUGGUUUUAGACUCGUCAGUUCCUGAUUUCAGUGUUCCUAAGUCCCCUUUGUCUAAUUUUCCUUGUGCUCUACAGUAAAACUCUAGUUACCUAAUAAUAAAACUCCCUUUAUUUAACCUAUCUUGGGGAGAGUGGAUUUCUUGAAACCAAAAGAGAAAGAAAAGAUACAUGCUAUCUUGAGUACUCAAUUAGACUUCUUACCAUAAAACCUAGGUCUUUUGCUUUUAAUUUAAUUUUAUUUUGCUUUUAAAUUAAUGUAAUAAAUGGAAUAAAAAUGUACAAGCUCAGAGAGAACUAAUCUAUACUAGAAAAUUUUGUUAUGAAACUUAAUUUUAUAAAUUAUUUAUAAGCUCUUUCAACAGAAAGAUGCUACAAAAGAUUUUAUGGAAUGGAAUAUUUUGUUAUCAGGUUUCCAUCCAUUUAUUUUAUGUUCUCCAGGAUUAGUUU